AUGAAAAGAUACUCAUCGGCGCCCUGUUUGGCAGAUGGGAACGGUGACACGAAAAAGUUGAAGACCGUCGAGGAGCCGAACGCCAGGGAGUAUCUGCAAUUGGCUCUGGCCAGGGUGCUGGAGCUGCAACGCGAGAUCAAAGAUGGAACGUACACAACGGAGCACACUAGCGACCUCGGUGAAUCCAGCAGCGAGGAGGAUCUCACGAAAGAGGUUCUCCGCAAGGUGUUCGAGAAUUUACCAGGAACGCCGGAUUCGAUGGGAAGGAUUAUUGACAGGGCGUCGAAACCGAGAAAUUCUCAGCUGGAAGCGAUCCACGGUAAAAAGAUUCAAUUACUGGGUUACGAUACCUGUCGACGGGCCGCGGUCGAGUUCAUGAAGAGCGCAGCUCGCGAAACUAGGCGAGACGCUGCGUCUAGGACGAUCCAGUUGAAUUACCACGGCUUCCGUUUGGGCAAAUAUUCGCGAAACGAGCCAAGGGUCGCUCACUGUAGAACCGGUUUGCUGAAAAGCACGAAUAGAAAAGACACCGUUGGGACCUCGUACGACCAGGAGAUACGCGACAGAAUGCUGAGAAGCUUGGACCUCCACUUGGCGAAUAAACAAAAGGAUUACACCGCGAAACUGAUGAGGUCGGGAAUAUAA
Molecule: messenger RNA, 645 nt
Organism: Dufourea novaeangliae
Lineage: Eukaryota; Metazoa; Arthropoda; Insecta; Hymenoptera; Halictidae
Exons: 4
Coding region: 1-645 (214 amino acids)
Source: RefSeq, a predicted model, not a curated record